AUGGCAUCCUUAGGUGCAGCACGGUUUCUCCCCCUUGGAGAAUCUUUAUGCUUAAGAAAGCUCUCACGAUUCUCUAGAGUAGCUACAUUCCACAGAAGUGUUCGCUUUUUGAGCCGGGCUGAUCGUGAAAACGGGCCUCUCACACUUGCAAGCGUUGGGUUCAAAAGUGAGCUUCAAGCAACAGACAAGGAUGAGAGGAAUAAGCUUGAGCCGCUUGUUUCCACAGUUGAAGUCGCCAAACCUAAAAUGAAGGCAGUUAGGAACAAUGCAGUCAAGGCUGUCAGAGGGAAGGAGACUCUUGAAGCAGAGUUUGCUCCCUUUUCUGCGAAGUCUUUUUCUGAACUUGGUCUUCCUCUUUGGUUGAUUGAGAGGCUUGAUGCUGAACAUGAUAUUCUUUUAUCAAAUUUAACUUGCAGGUCGAGGGGAGAUCAUUUUGCUUUCUUUUGGAGGAUUGUCUCUGGCUAUAUUGUGACCAGGCUUGGCUAUGAUGAAUUAUGA
Messenger RNA from Ilex paraguariensis (yerba mate), 498 nucleotides. The record is from the annotation of a GenBank genome assembly. NCBI's taxonomy places the organism in Eukaryota, Viridiplantae, Streptophyta, Magnoliopsida, Aquifoliales, Aquifoliaceae.